AUCAAAAUGAGGUGGAGUUUACGACUGAGGUAAAAAGCAUUGUUAUUACCUGGCCACAAUAUCUAGGCCCAAAUGUCUGAAAACCGAUGUGUGCCAAAAUUGCAACUUGAAUUCACUUAAAAUUAACUGUACCAUAUGAAGUAGUACGUGAAAAUAAACAUCUGUUAGGGCUAUGCCAGUAAUCUAACCUUUAACCCGGUAUCUAUAGAAAUGCAUUACCUUUUAUAAACCCACUAAACAUAACAGUACAUGUAUUUACAAUUCAUGCUUGGCAGUUAGUAACAAUUGACCAUUUUGUAAAUUGCUCUAAAAUGCCAUUUAAAAACUUACAAAAAGGUGUAUUUGUUACAUAAUUUUCAUAACAGAUCGUACAUUUAAGUUUUAAUAGCAAAUAUUGGAGAUUAAUUUCUAUUGGGUAUUUUUUUUUUUAAUUCCAAAGCAUCGCCGACCCUUCAGAUAUGAAUUGUGGACAUGGUAUCUUGUAUAACCAGUAAAGUCAUUCUUCUCAGUGUCAUUCUGAUUAUUAUCUAAUGGGAAUUGCAUAUAUUCAAAAUGAACAAAUCAAAUGCGUUGAUUUCUUUUUAUCUUUACCGACGGCGGAGGCGGAUCUGACCCCUGCUUUUACGUAAUUCAUUUUGGGAGGAGCUCUUGCUCUGCUAGAGUUCCCAUUGGCUGUCAGCCCGUACCGUGUAGUGCGGGUCUCUCAUCAUAUUCAGCAUGUUUUGCACAAGAAAUGCCAGCCGGAAAGGGCUAUCUUCUCCCUUCGCCAAAACUUACCGCAACAAUGUCAUGCUCAGAUAGCCCGGCUGGAAACUCGUUUUUAGUAGACUCCCUGAUCAGUGGCAGCCGAAGCGAAGGAGCAGGGGGUUACUAUCAGGGCAGUGGCGGCUACCUGCCACCAGCUUCAGAGCUGUCGUACGGACUGCCGAAUUGUGGAUUUUUUUCUGGACUCGGUAAACGGAACGAGGGUAACUCCCACGCUAUGGUCCCCACGUCCAGCCCCUACAUGCCUGGGAUGGAGGUUUGGCUAGAUCCGCCACGAUCCUGCCCCAUGGAGCAGCCUGCGAGACAGCAGCAGGUAGCGCCUUGCUCCUUUUCUCCGAACAUUAAAGAGGAGAGUGCUUAUUGCCUGUAUGAGUCAGAGAAGUGUCCAAAGGGUUCAACAGCAGAGGAUCUCUCCUAUUCAAUGCUGAAUCCUGGGUCCUGUUCUGCCAGUGAUAACAGCACAGUGCCCGUACCAGGCUACUUCCGCCUGUCCCAGACUUAUGCAUCUCCCAAGGUUUAUUACGGGGUUCAAGCCGGUACUUCUGCGUUUGUUCUACAGCCUCAGAUUCGUUUUGAUACACCCCCGUCGUCUUCUGCUUCGGUAGAGGCUGGAAGGAAAGCGGGCGACGAAGCUUCCUCUAGUAAUUUAACUUGUGUCUCUCAAACAGAAGAAGAGACCGACGCUUCUUCAGCCGCAGAGGAAUCUUCAACAGAACCUCCUGUAAAUAGCAAAACAAGUCAUAACAAACCAACCGAAGGAGAUACAAAAAGUGAAAGCACUGCCAACUGGUUGACAGCGAAAAGUGGAAGAAAGAAAAGGUGUCCCUACACCAAACACCAGACUCUGGAGUUAGAAAAGGAGUUCCUUUUCAAUAUGUACCUGACUCGAGAGCGGCGCCUAGAGAUCAGCCGCUGUGUCCACCUGACUGACAGACAAGUCAAAAUCUGGUUUCAGAACCGUAGAAUGAAACUGAAGAAAAUGAGCCGGGAGAACAGGAUUCGAGAGCUCACAGCGAAUUUUAGCUUUUCCUGAUGAACUCCUCAGCUUCCGAUCGUCUACCCUUUCUUCAAAUUCUUGAGCGAUUACAAAAAGGUUUAAAGAACAUUAAGAAUAUAAUUUCUUCAAAUUACGUUUGUGGUU
This is a messenger RNA of Polyodon spathula (Mississippi paddlefish), 1906 nucleotides long. RefSeq names its product homeobox protein Hox-A10-like. Gene Ontology annotation, cellular component: nucleus. Lineage: Eukaryota; Metazoa; Chordata; Actinopteri; Acipenseriformes; Polyodontidae. Gene Ontology annotation, biological process: regulation of transcription by RNA polymerase II. The transcript is spliced from 2 exons. Gene Ontology annotation, molecular function: DNA-binding transcription factor activity, RNA polymerase II-specific; RNA polymerase II cis-regulatory region sequence-specific DNA binding. The record is from RefSeq and is a predicted model, not a curated record. The coding region runs from base 734 to 1798 and encodes 354 amino acids.